AUGUUGUGUUGGUUUGCACGGGUGCUAGGCUGGCACCAUAACCUGCAGCGGGGAAGCGCUUGCAGAAGGCCCGGGGUCUUGAGCCUUACUGGCACAAGAGAGAGGGUGAGUCUCGUGAGACAUAUCGGCAGGGAAGACGCCACAACUCCAGCCAUGGAACAAGUUAUUAAGGUAUUGCUUUCGUUUUGCAAAGUUUAUUGCGGGAAGAAUUCUCCUUCUGAGAAGGAAAUUGCUGCGGUGCUUUCUCGUUUAGAACGAGAGGACAUGAUAAAGACCCCACGUGAUAUACUUAAUUAUCAAAAGUGGGAUGCCUUUACCAUGGCUCUUGCUCAAAGAGCCAUGUCGGUUAGGAAGUCUGCUGAGUUAAAGACCUGGGGAUUAAUCCUCGGCGCUUUAAAAGCUGCCAGAGAGGAAAAGCAGUUUUCCGAUACCGUGCGUGUGCUCCUCAGUCUUGGGCAGGAUCCAGGAAAUUCCUUUGGGGAUUCCUUGGAUCCGGGAGGCCCUAGUAGGCCGGGAGAAAGUGUCUCUUGCAGGAAUCCAAAGGACGGUUUGUCGGUACAAGAGGCGCCGCCGCUGCCGUUCAUCGAUUCCUGUGAUGCGGCUCGGGUCGAGCAGUCGCAGGCCUCGGCCCCGGCGCCGCUGCCACCGCAGCCGGCCCCGGCCCCGGUGUUGCCACCGGCAACGGCUUCGGCUCGGCCGCUGGCUCCAGUCCCGGCGCGGCUGCCGGCCACGGACUUGCUGCAGGCGCCGGUUCCAGCUUUGCCACAGGUUCGGGCUCCGUUCCUGGCCCCAAGGAGAGCAGAUCCCCCCCACAGCGCCGCGGCCAAGAUGGCGCCGGCCACGCCGCUCGCUUCGGGCGCCACCCACCAGAUGCCAAUCACCGCUGAGGAAUGCGAAGGGGGCGUGUUGCAACACCCACCGUCGUCUUCGCCAAUCAUCGCGCGAGAGACUCUCGAGACUCCUCCUCUGUAUCCGCCUCCUUAUCCGCGUCAAUCAUUGUAUCCUUCAUUGGAUGAUGUUUCAAGGGCGGAGAUCAGAGAAGGUUGUAUCCACCCCCCAAGGGGCGGUCCGUCCGCGCCCCUUGGUCCGCCCGAAGGAGGGGUUACAUCGGGAAAGCCAGUGAUGCAAGGGGGCGGGAUCGAUGGGCGUGCACGGAUCGAGGGGGGAGGAGAGAGUGGGCGUAUUCAAGGCGGGUCCAGUGGGCGUGUUCGGAUUGCUGAUUGGGCCAAGAUAGCAGAAACAUUAGAUGAGAAGUGCCUAUCAGAGGUGGUUCAUGCGUUUCCGGUUGCAGUGCAAGAUGACGGGGAAGCGAGAUGGGUUCCGCUGGAUGCGAAAGGAGUGGCGCGGUUGGUGGAUGCUGUGGAGAAGAAGGGGCUAAGAUCGCCUCUUACUUUAAAUGCCCUGGAAUCUCUAACAGCACCGGGACCGUUGCUCCCACAUGAUAUUGAAAAUCUUAUGCGCAUGAUUCUUGAGCCAGUGCAAUACACCCUCUGGAAGGAGGAGUGGAGCACUCAGCUCAAGACGGUGCUGGCAGCAGCGGAAAAUGAUCUGCUUCACCCUGCAUUUGGCAGUAAUUUACACAGGCUCAUGGGUACCGCUCCAGGAAUGUGCGGAACUCCCCACGGUCAGCUUGCAUUGCUGCGACCGGGUGAAGUGCUAGUAACUUCUGAAGCAGCUCUUGCUGCGUUCAGGAAGUUUGCUCGCACUGCAGCCCCUGCGAGCCCAUGGACAGAGAUAGAGCAGGGCCCAAAUGAAUCAUUUCAGGACUUUGCUAACAGAUUGAUGAGAGCCGUGGAAGGCUCGGACCUGCCUAGGGCGGUGCAUAAUCCAGUGAUUGUGGACUGCCUUAAGCAGAAGUCUGCACCUCUGACGAAUGAAGGGCUUGCAGCUUCGACUGAGCAGGACCUACAAGCGCUUGAGACACGAGUGAUUGCUACCCUUACCACCACAAGGUUUAGGGUUUCAGAGCAGAAGAUUCAGAGAGGCCCAGGAGUAGAAUACUUAGGAUACAAGUAUGGGCCUGAUUUGGUCCGACCUGCAGGCCUUAACAUACAGUUGAAGGUCAGCACUUUAUGGGAUGUUCAGAAGUUGGUAGGGGCUAUCCAAUGGGUUCGGGGUGCCUUGGGUAUCCCUCCACGACUAAUGAAGCCCUUUUAUGAUCAGUUGAAGGGAUCGAACCCUAAGGAGCCCAGAGAAUUUACUCCAGAAAUGGCUGCAGCUUGGGAAGAAAUUAUGUGCACCUGUCUAGAAAGUUCGCUCUCACGAUUUGAUUCGGCUCGGAAUUUAGAGCUGGCUGUCUGUCGAUAUGAAGCAGGAGCUGCUGCAGUUUUGGGUCAUUCCCUUAGUGCAAAGCCACAACCAUUGUGGUGGCUGUUUUCCACUCAGCUCACUCGUGCCUAUACUUCUUGGCUAGAGAUUCUUGCGAUGCUUCUUAGGAAGUCUCGCUUGCUUUCUGUGAGGGCUCUGGCGAAAGAGCCAGAAGUAAUAUAUUUGCAGAAGGCCUUUCGUGAUGCCUCGCCACUCCCUGAGACCCUUCUUGCAGGAUUGCAAGGUUGGGGAGGGGAAAUAGUAUAUUCAGACUCGCUCUCCAUUUUUGAAUUGGCUAGACCUCUCAAGGUUUCUCUUCGGUCUCGUGUUCUAACUUCUUCGAUAGAGGGGCCUACGCUGUUUACAGAUGCAUCUUCAGCCACCUGCCAAGGGGCAGUGGUUUGGCAGGAUAUAAGCAAUGCUUGGAAAUCUGCAGUUUUUAUGGAUCAGACAGUUAGUGUGCAGAUGCUUGAGGUAAGGGCGGUCGCAUUAGCGAUGCGUCUCUUUCAUGAUACUCCUUGUAACAUUGUUACCGAUUCAGCUUUUGCAGCUAGGCUGCUGGUCCGUAUGGGACAGGAAGGGCAGCCGAGUUCGGAAGCAGCAGGUUUCUUAGAGGAAGCCUUGGCUCGUCGUGAGGCUGCUGUAGCAGUUCUGCAUGUUCGAAGUCAUUCGGAUGUGCCAGGCUUUUUUACCACCGGGAAUGCUAUGGCAGACAAAGUAGCUAGCACGCUUGUUUUUACACUGCGAGAAGCUCGCGACCUUCAUUCCACUCUUCAUGUAGGAGCUCGUGCUCUGGCUAGAGCAUGCUCUAUCCCUUUGUCAGUAGCUAGGGAUGUGGUUCACACAUGCCCUCACUGUAAUUCAGCACCUACAAUAAGUGCGGGGGUUAAUCCUCGUGGUCUCAAACCUUUACAGGUUUGGCAGACAGAUUUCACUUGGGAACAGCGUUUUUCUCCUCGGGCUUGGCUUGCAGUUACGAUAGAUACUUCCUCCUCUGUUAUUGUGGCCACACAACAUGCGAAGUCCAAUUCAAAAGCAGCGCAAUGUCAUUGGGCAGCUGCUAUUGCAGUCAUGGGUCUGCCUAGUCAAAUUAAAACGGACAAGGGUUCUUGCUUCACAUCGCGAUCAACACAAGAUUGGCUAGCCUUGUGGGGAAUUUCUCAUACAACAGGCAUCCCUGGUAACUCUCAAGGACAAGCCAUAGUGGAACGUGCUAAUAGCCUCCUUAAGGAAAAGAUACGUGUCCUUGGGGAGGGGGAAGGAUAUAUGGGGAAUAUCCCUGUCAGUAGACAAGCCGAGAUACUAGCAAAGGCUCUUUAUGCGCUCAAUCACUUCGAGCGUGGUGACAACAGGAGAACGCCUGUGCAAAAGCAUUGGCAGUCUAAGGUCUUAAGUGAAGGACCUUCGGUUAAAGUGAAACGGGAUGAUGGCACAUGGGAGCCAGGCUGGAUGAUCUUGGUUUGGGGCAGAGGAUAUGCAGCAGUUAAACACAGAGACUCUGGGAAAAUUAUUUGGGUGCCAUCACGAAAGGUAAAGCCGGAUGUCAGUGAGACAUCUGACAGCAAAUAUGUGGAAAACGAAGGGAUUAAUCAGGAUUUGAGUGUUUUGUUUGCAGGAGUUGCCCCCGGAGAAGUUGAGGCCGUAACUUGAGAAGCCUGGAGAAACAGGGAAAGGAGAAGUGAGACGCAGAAGUUGUUCCUGUAAACACGUUACGGGAUGUUUGUAGCAUCUCUAUUCUUGGUGUUGUUUUGAUUGGUCUGCAGGUCAGCCAAUCAGAUCAAUGUCAAGAUGUUGAGUUGAUGUAAUGUUAGAAGGUUUGAAUAGUGUGUAAUGUGUGUUUUGUAGAAUAGAGUAUCUAUAGAUCUCUAUUGGCAUUAGGCCAUGGAGGUCAAGACUUGAGCCUUUCAUUUGCAGGAUUUGUGAGGGGAAGAUUCAAGUCCUGAAGUUCUAGCCGGGAGAAGAUCUCGACUAGGAUUUCUUCGAGAAUCAUCCUUUGAAGUGACCAUCUGUGCCACCUGGAUCAGCAUUUUGUGUGGCACGGAAAACGAGCAAGGUGGCUUGACUACUCGGAGUAUCUUGUCAUCUACAUGGAGUCCAUUUGCAGAAAGUGGCUCGAAAGUCAAUUGCUCCAGCCCUGCUAAGAGUUGGUGACCGGGAUUUUAUUGAGGGCUGUCGUCGUUAUCUUGAAAAAAGCUAUUCCAUAAGCUUUAUUAUGGAAGGCUCUUUACACACAAUGUAUAGAUUAGGGAUUGUAGGUUUAGAGUGCGUUUUCGCUGCUAAACUCUGCUUUGUCGUAGUUUAGAGGUCCAAGACCUGGGUUUGUAUGGAAGCUUAGAGAAUUAGGUAUAGCAUCCUUAGCGUUAUGCAUGCCUUGCUUUGUAGGCGAACGUGAUAACCGCUACCCUACAGCUACAGAAAUUAUGUUUAUAGCGUGUGAAGGUAUGGAAAUUUAAUUAGCCUAGAACGCAGCCAUAGGCUGUGUAAGUUUUAGGAUAGUAAUAGGCAUUCAUAUUAUGUAUGCGUGUGUGUUAUAGAGUUUUAACAAUAAAUAGCCUAGGUUAGGGAUAAGGUUAGGGAUAAGAUCCUUGCGGUCGUGUUUGCGGUCACGUUGUUACGGGAUAAAAUCUCAUUGUUUAUGGGGAGGGGGAGAUGUUGUAGUAGGCGUGUCAUGGACCUCGGUUUGUAAUGCGGAAAGGCCCUUCCCCAUAAGCCUGUUAUUGGUUUGCCUGAGAGGCUGAGCCUGUGUCGUGGACACAGGGGAUUGGGCUUCUUAGGAGCACAACAACUCCGUGU
Molecule: messenger RNA, 5100 nt
Organism: Numida meleagris (helmeted guineafowl)
Lineage: Eukaryota; Metazoa; Chordata; Aves; Galliformes; Numididae
Exons: 1
Coding region: 1-3957 (1318 amino acids)
Biological process (GO): RNA-templated DNA biosynthetic process; DNA integration; viral process
Molecular function (GO): RNA stem-loop binding; RNA-directed DNA polymerase activity; RNA-DNA hybrid ribonuclease activity
Source: RefSeq, a predicted model, not a curated record